Messenger RNA from Mucor mucedo, 2238 nucleotides. Its product is annotated as quinon protein alcohol dehydrogenase-like superfamily. Gene Ontology annotation, biological process: maturation of SSU-rRNA from tricistronic rRNA transcript (SSU-rRNA, 5.8S rRNA, LSU-rRNA); ribosomal small subunit assembly. Gene Ontology annotation, cellular component: small-subunit processome; Pwp2p-containing subcomplex of 90S preribosome. Bases 1 to 2238 code for a protein of 745 amino acids. Lineage: Eukaryota; Fungi; Mucoromycota; Mucoromycetes; Mucorales; Mucoraceae. The record is from RefSeq and is a predicted model, not a curated record. Gene Ontology annotation, molecular function: protein binding. The transcript is spliced from 3 exons.
AUGAACUUUAAAGCGAGAGCCAGAGCUGUCAAAUUCAGUCCUGACGGAAAGUAUUUUGCCAUCACCCAUGAAAAGAAUGUGAAUAUCUGGAAAGCUCCCAGCCACACCCGAGAAUUUGCACCCUUUAUUCUUUUAACUACAUGUGUUGGUCAUCAUGAUCUUGUCACCAACAUCAACUGGAGCCCUGAUUCAAAGUAUAUUAUUACAACUUCUAAAGACAUGACAUGCCGUAUUUUCACUGUUGAUAAAACCGUCAAGGAUUUCGUGUCUGCCACACUUUCUGGACAUCGUGAUUAUAUUAUUAAUGCCUGGUUCUCCGCCGAUAUGAAGAAUAUUUAUUCAAUCAGUCGAGAUGGAUCUUUAUUUCAAUGGAAAAACUCAACAUACGCCGCCAUUCACGAGGAUUCAGAUACGGAAAUGGUAGAGUUAGAUGCGGAUGGCAACGAGAUUGUGCGUGUGGAUAAAGUGAAAUGGAGAAUUCAAAAGAAGAACUACUUCAACAAGAUCAGUGUGAAAGUGACCGAAGCGCAAUUUUUCGCUCCUAGCAACCUCGUGGUUGUCGGUUUUGAAAACGGUCUGUUUGGUAUUUAUGAAGUGCCCAAUUUCACCACCAUCCAUACCUUGAGUAUCUCACAAAAGAAGAUUGACACCGUGUGCAUCAACGCCACAGGUGAAUGGCUCGCCUUUGGCUCCGCUGCAUUGGGCCAAUUGUUGGUUUGGGAAUGGCAAUCGGAGACCUACGUGUUGAAACAACAGGGACAUCAUUAUGAUAUCAAUUCAGUCUCUUAUUCAUCCGAUGGACAAUCGUUGGCUACCGGUGGUGAUGAUGGUAAGAUCAAGGUUUGGAAUACCGCCUCGGGUUUCUGUUUUGUUACUUUCAGUGAGCAUAGCAGUGGUGUCACCGCAGUGGAAUUCGCCAAGCAAGGUCAAGUCUUGUUCUCGGCUAGUAUGGAUGGUACCGUACGUGCCUUUGAUUUGGUGCGUUACCGUAAUUUCAGAACUUUCACCAGUCCUAACCCUGUUCAAUUCACAUCGCUUGCUGUGGACCCUAGUGGAGAAAUCGUGUGUGCUGGUACGAUGGAUACAUUCGAGAUCUUUGUGUGGAGUGUUCAAACAGGUAAAUUAUUGGAUAUCUUGGCUGGUCACACUGGACCUGUCAGCUCUCUUGCAUUCUCCCCUACAGGCAUGAUUCUUGCUAGUGGUAGUUGGGAUCACUCUGCUCGUACUUGGGAUAUCUUUGGUCGUAGUAAGAGUGUUGAAACACUUGUUCAUCAAACAGAAGUUUUGGCUGUCGCUUUUAAACCUGAUGGUAAGGAAAUUGCUGCAGCUACCUUGGAUGGUAAUAUUACCUUUUGGGAUAUUGGAGAAGCCUUGAUUGUUGGCACAAUUGAUGGUCGUAAAGACAUUAUGGGUGGCCGUAAGAUGGAUGAUCGUACAUCUGCUGACAACGCAGCUAGUGGUAAAUGCUUCAACUCUAUCUGCUAUACCGCUGAUGGCACAAGUCUGAUUGGUUCCGGUACGAGUAAAUAUAUCUGUAUCUACGACGUUGCUAGCUCCUUCCUUGUCAAGAAGUUCCAAAUUUCCAAGAAUCUUGCGUUGGAUGGUACACAAGAAGUUUUGAAUUCCAAGUAUAUGACACAAUUUGGCAGCUUGGAAGAAUUAGACGAUGAGGGAUCUGAUCGUGAAGACCGUGUUGAUUUAUCGUUACCUGGUACUCGCACUGGUGAUUUAUCCAAACGAUCCGCUCGACCCGAGAUUAAGUCGAUGGCUGUGCGUUUCUCACCCACUGGACGAUCCUGGGCAGCUGCUACAACGGAUGGACUCAUGAUUUAUUCCUUGGAUGAAGAUAUUCUUUUUGAUCCAUUUGAUCUUGAGAUGGAUAUCACACCCGAAACUGUUCUGGAGGCACUUGCAGAGAAGGAGUACCUCAAGUCACUUUGUAUGGCUUUCCGUUUGAAUGAGAAGCCCUUGUUACACACUGUCUUUGAAAGCAUCCCACCUGAUUCUGUAGAUCUUGUUGCCCGUGGUAUGCCAGAAAAAUAUCUCUUUAAAUUAUUAUCGUUUAUUGGUAUGCAUAUGGAGACAAGUCCUCAUGUUGAAUUCCAUUUGAUGUGGGUUACGAGUGUCAUGACUGCUCAUGGCAGAUAUCUUCGCGAUCAUCGCGGUCAAUUCCAACCUGUAUUUAGAGCUUUACACAAGGGUGUUAACCGUGUUCGUGAUGAUAUUGCUACAUUGUAA